Eupeodes corollae is the source of this 2524-nucleotide messenger RNA. RefSeq names its product fatty-acid amide hydrolase 2-B-like. The record is from RefSeq and is a predicted model, not a curated record. The transcript has 9 exons. The coding region runs from base 854 to 2419 and encodes 521 amino acids. Lineage: Eukaryota; Metazoa; Arthropoda; Insecta; Diptera; Syrphidae.
GAUUAUAAGCGCCGGUCGCGUCGUACUUGUUGUUUAUAUUUUGUUUGGGGCUUGUUAUCUUCACAGUUAAAUUGCACUGGCAAUGGCAGAGGGUUAUUUGUUUUUAUUUUUGUAAAUGUUUUAAAAGUUCAGUUAUCAAUCAGUUGAAGUUCGUAAUUUGAACCGUAUGUGCGGGUUGAUGUUUGAAUUUCAUUCAUAUUUUUGUAUUAAAAUUUAUUAUAUCGACACGUGCUGCAGUUUAAGUUAUUGUUUUUAUUUAAAUAUUUAAAAUUUAACAGAAAAGUGAAGAAACCAGCGGCGUGCUUUCCUUCCGAAACUAUCAACAUAAGCAGUUUUAUUUAAUCAAUAUACAAUCUUGCUGUUUAAAAAAACAUUAAAUAAAAUGUAAAUAACUUACAAAUGUUAACAAAACAAAACGUACUUGAGACCUGGACAAUCGUCGUCGCUGUACCUUCGAAUAACAUUUUAAUUAAAAGCUAUUAAAAUCGUGAGUGAGCGCAUAAACAAGCAAUAUACGGAAUUGCAGCUUUAACACUGAAAAUGAAACGUUAACAACAACGACGACAACUCCAAUAAGAAAAUAUAGCGAUUAAUUCCUAUUCUGGAAUUGAUUAAGAACCAGCCAGUAGUGGUGCGUUGAGCUGAGGAACUUUGUGCGCUUACUGCUAAAUAUGCGAUCAUUUAAGUAAGAAAAAAGGGUACAAAUUAAACUUGUAAUCAUUCGUAAAUAGUCGGUGGUGAGCGCGGAAGUGUUUUUUUUCAACUUAGUGUGCUCUUUUUAAAUUAUUUCUUAUUUAUUUUCAUAAUUUAAAUAAACUUUAUUUGUUAAAUCGACUCUAAGUUUGUUGAGAAUAUGGAAUUCGUUUUGAGAUUUAUUGCUUCGUUGCUCAAUAUAGUGGGCAUCAUUUUGAGCCCCAUUAUCGCAUACUUCACUGGAGGCAAACGUGCUCAGAUUCCACCUCCAAGUCAACCAGAUUUGACAAAUGUUCCUAUAGUAGAAUUAGUGGUUAAAAUUAGACAGCAAGAGCUUAAGUCUGAGGACUUAGUUCGGGCAUAUGUGGAGCGCAUCAGAGUGGUCAAUCCCAUUUUGAAUGCAAUUGUUGAAGAUCGGUGUGCUGGAGCAAUCAGAGAUGCUAAGCAAGUGGAUCAAUUGAUUAAAACAACACCACCUGAACAAUUGAAGGCACUUUUCGAAAGACACCCCCUUCUUGGAAUUCCUUUUACAGUGAAGGAGUCAUGUGGCGUUAAGGGAAUGUCUCAUGUUGUUGGAAACGAACAUCGGUAUUUCCUACAAAGUGAAAAUAAUGGUGAAGCUGUUGAACUUUUACGAGAUGCAGGAUGUAUUCCAUUGUUGGUGUCAGCAAAUCCAGAAUUUUGUCAGAGUUGGGAAACGACAACUAAAACACAUGGAAGAUGUAAUAAUCCUUUCGAUACCACAAAAACUCCAGGAGGUUCAUCAGGAGGAGAAGGUGCAUUAAUUGGGUGCGGAGCUUCACCAUUCGGAGUUGGAUCAGAUAUUGCUGGAUCAAUAAGAUUGCCUGCACUUUUCAAUGGAAUUUUCGGACACAAGCCUACAGGUGGAUUGGUUUCGGUAACAGGCCACUACCCAAUGUCUGAUGAUAAGUUAUUCCGAAAAUAUCUACAAGUUGGGCCGAUGACACGUUAUGCACGUGAUCUUCCACUUCUUUUGCAAAUUAUGAGCGGACCCAAUGCUGAUAAAUUGGAAUUUUCUAAACCGAUUCACACAAAGGAUAUCAAAGUGAACUACAUGAUAGAAGAUGAACUCACAUUAACUCGAUCAUCAAUUGAUAGUGAUUUUAAAGUUGCUAUUCUGAGGGCUAUUAAGCACUUCGAAAAUAAUGGAAUGCAACCUAAAGAGGUGAAAAUUAAACAUUUAUCCAAAUCAUUGGAGAUAACGCUGGCGUCGAUUUUCGAUAUAGAAACUCCAAAUAUUUUGAUUAAUCCCCAGAAGCCAAACAAUCCUGACAAUGUUUACGCAGAGCUUGGAAAGUCGCUCAUCGGUGAUUCGAAGUACUCUUUCAAUGGAUUGUUCUUGGAAUUUCUUAAAGGCGUGAAUGGCAUGAUUCCGAAAGACAAUGUUAAGCACUGGCUUAAAGAGAGUGAAGCUUUAAAAACCGAGCUUACCAAUCUCCUUGGAGACGAUGGAGUUCUUCUCAUUCCCACCUUCCACAAAACAGCAAUGUCUCAUAAUACAUCCGUUUUUAAUCUUGGUGGGGUUCCACUUCUUUCACUUGCUAAUGUCCUAGGCUUUCCAGCUACACAUAUUCCAAUGGGACUAAAUUCAAAUGGUUUACCUAUUGGAUUUCAAGUUGUGGCCACUCCGUACAAAGACAAAUUAUGCAUUCAAAUUGCAGCUGAAUUGGAGGCUGCAUUUGGGGGAUGGGUGCAUCCGCAAUGAUUUAAUUCUUUUAAGUGCCAAAGUUGUUAAAAAAAUAUUAUUUAUUUUGUAAGGUGUUUGAAAAUGUUGUGAUUUAGGUUAGAAUAAAAACAAAAAUUUAAUACU